Molecule: messenger RNA, 4528 nt
Organism: Dicentrarchus labrax (European seabass)
Lineage: Eukaryota; Metazoa; Chordata; Actinopteri; Moronidae
Gene: ulk4
Product: unc-51 like kinase 4
Exons: 38
Coding region: 114-4349 (1411 amino acids)
Biological process (GO): protein phosphorylation
Molecular function (GO): protein kinase activity; ATP binding
Source: RefSeq, a predicted model, not a curated record
GUAACGUUAAAGUUAAUGUAAGUUGAUAUUGGGUGUGAGGAAUUGCCAACAUAUUAUUAGUUAAGUUUUUAUUAAAGGCCGCGGUGUUUGAAGUUGUAUGCAGUUUUUAGUGAAUGGAGAACUUCAUCCUGUAUGAGGAGCUUGGGGCAGGCAGGAGCUCUGUUGUCUAUAAAGGAAGAAGGAAGGGCAAUCUCAACUAUGUAGCCAUCAUCUGCACUGACAAAGCCAAGCGACCUGAGAUCACUAACCAUGUACGUCUGAGCCAUGAUCUGGAUCAUCCAAACAUAGUAUGCUUCUACGAGUGGUAUGAGACAAGUAAUCACCUCUGGUUGGUAGUGGAGCUCUGUACAGGUGGUUCCCUGGAGACUGUAAUUGCUAAUGAUGGGUUUCUGUCAGAAGAUGUGGUGAGGAGGUUUGGAUGGGACUUGGUCAAAGGACUGAAACAUAUCCAUGAAUUAGGAAUCAUCUUCUCUGACUUGACCCCUGCUAAGAUCCUACUGGAUGGUAGUGGCAUUCUGAAGUUUGGUAACUUCUGUACGUCCAAGGCAGAGGGAGAGACACUGGAUCAUUUCUUUAGCUUGCUCUCUACAUCUGAGGAGUCAGGGAAAGGAGAUAACAGGAAAAGACUACAAGGUUCUCCAACUUACAGCGCUCCAGAGGUUUUGCAGGGAUCAGAAACCAAUAGGAGCUCUGAUCUCUGGGCUCUGGGUUGUAUACUCUACUACAUGUACACUGGUAAACCUCCAUUCUGUUCCGAUAGCUGCACUGAACUGACGGAAAUGAUUUUACUUCAGGAACCACGACCUCCCAGACAGACAGAGUUUUCAUCCAGUCCACCCAGUGAGGACUUCCAGAAUCUUCUGAAAGGCUUGCUCAACAAAAACCCAGAUACGAGGAUGGGCUGGCUGGAGUUGCUGGACCACCCUUUCUGGACACAAGUACUAAAGGAGGAAGAGGAUCUUAAAGAGGGAGAAGAAGAAGCUCAGGAUGAUGCACGGCAUAAGGAGGACAAAAACUGCUGUGAGGGCAUUGGUUCAGCUAGCUCGAGGAUCCCUGACCCUUUUUUCCUAGGACAGGUAGAUGAGCUUCCCAACAGCCACUCAGCCAUCACUCAUCCAGCCCUUAGGAUUUCCAAGAAAUUGAUUUCAUCACAGACAACAAUUGCAACAACUCACAGACCAUCUGACAGGAGGACUGAUUGCCAACAAGCUGUCAGACACACAACCUGUGGAGCCUUAAGGAACAACCAGGGCUUGGAUAGGGGGGUGGGAAAAGAGAGAGGAGGAGAGGGGGAAGCAAAGACAGAAGAUGACCCCAAGCCAGCUGGGGCCCAGCAGAUGUGCCACACACUGCAGCCCAAUAAGUCAUUCAUUCUAGAUAACGUAUCAGAACUCAGACCAAAGAGUGGUGUGGAUGAGGACAACACUGAGGCCAUUUUCCUGCUCAGCUCCCGUGCCAACUCAAGGAGAAGCUGCAGUGUCUCAGACCUCCCAAACCAGACCCCUGCACCUCAAGAACAUGCCAGUACUGACACUGAUAUCAGAUCCUGCUUGAAAGCUCUUCUCCAUACUGACUCUGAUCUGACUAUCACCCCAAUCAUGGACAACCCCAAGAUUCUUAAGAGUCCUCCUGUGCGUUUUGAUCCAAAAACCCUUUGUGUACCAGCAUAUCCAGUUGAGAAGCUGCAGUCCCUGAGUGAUGACGAGUGGACUGUCUUCCUCUUACAGCUCUGUUCAUCCCUUGGAGAACAGAACCCCUCAGCUCCUCUCUCCUCCUCCUCCACUGCUCCUCCUCCUCCUCCUCUCUCCUCAGCCACCCGAUCAAGGCUCAAUCUUCUGUGCUACCUCUGCUGUGUGAUUGGACAUAAACAUAUUGCUAACAGGCUGAUUAACUCAACACUGCUUCCAGUAUUGACCCAGCAGUUACGACAAGCUCCUAACUGGGAUCUGCGGAUCAAGGUUCUCAGAGUGAUGGGCCUACUUGCUCUGCACUGUACUGAACUCGGAAAGGACAGUCCUGUUUCUGAGGCUGUGUCCACACUAACAGACCUGUUGAGAGACAACCUGAGGAAUAGCAAAAUAAAACAGUUCCUGCUGCCACCACUCGGGGAGUUCCUCUACCUCAUCACCUCUCAGGAGGAGAAGAGAGGCUCCCCAGAGGGACUGUGGUUCGUUCCCACUGCCGCCUACACUGGCUUAAUGAGGAGCCUGCGGGAAGGGGAUGAUUCUAUAGUUCAUCACAUGGCUGCAAAAGCCAUAGAGAACAUCUCCACCACUGUCUCUGGCCCCUCCCACCACCUGGUUACCACAGAGAUGGGCUCCGCCCUGUGGUACCUGUUCACUCACUCCACUGUGGAGGCUGUUAGAGUCACAGCCAUCUCUUCUCUUUCUAGACUAACCCGGGUGGUGCCAGCAGUCUUUUUGUCAGUGAUUGACACCUGUGGCCCUGUGGCUAUCUUGGAGGGAGUGGGUGGAGUGGGAGCCAGGGUCCAGCAGCAUCUGCUCACAGCUAUGGCCACUGCCCUACUCAACUCACGCAUCCAAACACACCGCAUCACACAGAACAGGGAUUUGGUGUUGAAGGUGCUGCGCUGUCUAGAGAGUCCAUCUACAGUAACAAGAGCCAAAGCCUUACUACUACUACUGCUGCUAAUACAGGACAACACGCACACACUGCUUUACUGCUGUCAACACAGACUUGUGAUGUACAUGGAGAGAGACCUGCGCAAAGCCACUCCCCUCAGAGAGAACCCCAGCCAGUCAGGAUACCUGUCUCAGUGUCUGGACUUAGUGAUCAUGUAUCUGAGUAGCACUGCACCACUGAUUCUGGAGGAAGUCUUAUGUGCAUUACGAGGUGUGAUCGGGAGGAGACACCCAUCUACAGCUCAGAGCAGACAGCUUAAACACACUUUGCCUACAAUGUCUGUACUACUUGAACUUCUUUCAUCACAGGUUUUUAGGUCUCAAAUUGUAACUGAAGAGUUUCUAGCUCAAAUUGGAUUGCUGCUGAACUAUAUCACCUCUAUAGAGUCCAAUGAAACAAAUCUGGCCAGUGCUCUGGGUGCAACAGUGUGUGAGGAGUUGAUUAGGACAUCUCUGUCCAUUGUGGAAGUCCUGAGUCAGCACCAUGCUCUCACCGCUCCACAUCAUAGUGCUGUUGUGGAUGCCAUCCUGCCACCUCUGACAACACUGGCUUUCAGCAGAAAUGUGGAGUGCUCUGUGUUUGUUUUGAGGGUGCUGUCCGAACUCAGUCUUAUCCUGCUAGUACAGGAGAGUGAUGGAACGGAGGAAGAUGAGGGUACAGAGAAAAAAAAAGGGAGGAGAGAGGAAGGAGGAAGAGCAGAUGGAAUAGAUGAUAGAAACUCUCAUCAAAUCUCAGCUCUCAUCAUUAAAUCUCUGCUUCCAAGGUAUGAGUCUCUUCUUCGAGCAACAGAACCUAUCCCGCUCUACGCACUCAAACUGCUGGUAUCGAUGACUGAACACAGCACACAGAUCUGCAGUUUGAUCAAACACAGUCGGAUCUUACCAACGGUCUUUCAACUCAUUAUGUUCCAAAGAUGUGCACUUAAUGGCAGGCUUUGGGAAAAACUGAUGUCAAAGAAGGUUGCAUGCCCCUGGGACAAUUUCACAACUAACAGUAGUAAUGUCACCAGUGGGAUGAUCCAGAAUGCAGUCGCCUUGCUGUGUAAUCUUAGUGGAGACACAGUGUUGGACCUGGAGCCACCAUACCAACAAGACCUAAUAGAGGUGGUGGUGAGCACUCUCUCAGAAGCUGCACUAGUCCACUUGGAUGAGGAGGGGCAUGCUGGGAAGAAGGUCAGCCAUCUUGUGUUACAAGCCCUUCUGGAACUGCUUCACAACAUCCUAAAACAAACAUCUGUUGUGGUCCGCUCUGCACUGCAGAGCCAGAGGCUAUCUUGUCCAGCAGUGGAGAUGGAGGCAGCAGAGAAGCUGCUCCUAGAAAACCGACCCCUGAGCCAACUCAGCACACACCUCAUUCACAUGCUGUCGACUGAAAACCAGGAGGUCUGGGAGGAGUGUAUUCAGUGUCUGUCUCUACUGGUCCAGCUGUUUGGAGGAGAGGGUUAUGACUGCCUGUCACCUUCUUGUCUGCAAAGCUUUUCACACACGCUGCGCACACACAUGCACACCGAGACCCCCCGAAUCCAACGCACAACACUUAGGAUCAUCAAACGACUGGUGCAGACCACAGAGCAAUCUGAUUGGUUAGAGUGUCCUGAAGGGGCAGAGCUAAUGUGUCUACUGCAGGAUAUAACUACGUCCAACAGGUGCCAUGCCGAUGUAGUUCCACUGGCUGCUGAAAUCCUCCAGGAGAUCUCUGGCUCCUAAAAGCUUUUCAUCUUCAACGCUGAAGCACACCAGCACCAUUGUUUUUCAGAACUUUUCUUAAGAUUGGUAGCCUGCUUUUUAGACCGUCUGUCUUCAGGUAAACUUUUGAAUAAAGGAUAGAGGAUUGUUCUUUCAAAAUAUUGUCAGUUUUGGAAUAAAACGUCUUAUUUAUCUGUUAA